Messenger RNA from Bicyclus anynana (squinting bush brown), 2437 nucleotides. It is a transcript of the gene GOBP1, whose product is annotated as general odorant-binding protein 1-like. Gene Ontology annotation, molecular function: odorant binding. The transcript has 3 exons. The record is from RefSeq and is a predicted model, not a curated record. Bases 340 to 831 code for a protein of 163 amino acids. Lineage: Eukaryota; Metazoa; Arthropoda; Insecta; Lepidoptera; Nymphalidae.
UUACAUUUAGACUAUCAGACACUCAUUAAAUCGCAACCUACCGAUUUCGCGCGUGCACACAGCAUUCCAAGGUCACGGCGACAAAGGCGUUCUACAAACAACUAUUAAGAGAUCCACUAAUAAUGCACCAUCCGCAAAAUAAACACACAACAAACACAUCAAAUGUGACACACAGCAGACGCCCAUUGUGUGUUCUGUCGACAAUAGCAGAGAUUAAUUCUAUUACCCAAACUGCCAAUUAUUGUUGCAAGUAUAAAAAUGUAAAUCCUGAACUAGCCUCGUCAUUGUCAGAGUAGAACAGACAGGAAGUUGUGCUGAGACCGACGGACAGGAGUAAGAAUGUUCAGAAACGUGUUCUUGAUGUUGUGUAGCGUGUCUGUCGGUCUGUAUGCAGAUGUAGAGGUGAUGAAAGAUGUCACUCUGGGGUUCGGUGAAGCGCUCCAGCAUUGCAGGGAGGAAAGCCAGCUAUCAGAAGACAAGAUGGAGGAGUUCUUUCACUUCUGGCGCGACGACUUCAAAUUCGAGGACCGCGAGCUGGGCUGUGCCAUCAAGUGCAUGAGUGCACACUACGACCUGCUCACCGACUCCCACCGCAUGCACCACGAGAACACCGACCGCUUCAUCAAGUCCUUCCCUAACGGUGAAGUGCUGUCCCAACAAAUGGUGCAGCUGAUCCACGAGUGCGAGCAGCAGCACGACGCUGAGGAGGACCACUGCUGGCGCAUCCUACGCGUGGCGGAGUGCUUCAAGGGCGCCUGCCAGCGCCACGGCAUCGCGCCCACCAUGGAGAUGCUCAUGGCCGAGUUCAUCAUGGAGGCUGAGUCGCGGUGAACGACCAUCGCGCUCGUGUCACUUCACUUCACUUCGAAAUAUCAUAAGCUAAUGAUUCAGAUACUAACCUCCUGCCUACCAUAGAUAUUUUUUUGUUUAGUAUGUUCUUUUGUUCUUACGUACUAUGAGUAGUACAGAGGGCCUAGUGGCAGUUUGAUGCUGUUACCGUCACGUAACGUAAACGUGAAUUUCUAAGGAAUUGAAACAGCGCCAUCUAGUGGCAUUACUGCACAACUGUUUCAAUUCCAUAUAAAUUUGCGUAAACGUCAACGUUGAACAGUAUGAAAAUAUUGAAAACUCCCACUAGGCACACAGAUGUAGGUCGUUACUCGUUUUCCGUAUUCGUUAUCUUAAUGCGUAAUUUCGAUUAUAAAUUCCGUGAGACUACCGCAGACUUUACGUUUUUCUUCAUUCGAAAUAAUGUCUCCAGCCAAGCCAAGCCAAGUGGCACGUUGAUUCUCUUUCUACGAUCGCUAACGCUUCGAAAACUAUAAAAAUGUAUGGGGAUGACAGAUCUUGAUCACGUGACCUGUCGAUAGUAAAUGUCAUCCCCAUACAUUUUUCUAGUUUCCGAAGCGUUAGCGAUCGUAGAAAGAGAAUCGUCGUGCCACUUGGCUAGAGGGGAAGGGCUCGCAUUCGUUACGUACGCGCGGUAAUUGUUCCGUUCGGAAUAAAACGUACAUGUGCGUCAUUUAACGUAUAUUAUAUUGAUUUCAUGCAUUCGGUUUUCCGAACACUGAAAACGGAUUCGGUAAACGAAUACGGAAAAGGAGUGUAUGCGGCCGGCCUAAAUGUAAAUUUAUUAAUAACUAGCGGACGCCCGCGAUAUCAACUGCGAGAAAAACUAUGAAAAAAUACCUGCAUGAUUAUCAUGGAGGCUGACGCGUGGUCAACUCACUACUCUCACUAAAAUCCUGGACUUAUAUACUUAAAAUACGUAGCAAUCCAGACACGCUUGUAGCCCGAACCAGUUGUAUAUACAAGCUUCUUAUGUAACAUGGCACAGUAAACUGCACCACUACAAAGUAUACGAUAUCUAAGUAUUUUUAUUUUACGUAGGCUGCACCUAUAGUAAGUAGUAAUUUGCUAGCUCUUGAGGUAAAUACGUAGCUUAUUUUUAUCAGUGUAUGAAUUAUCAUAUGAUGUAACUUAUGGUAACUAAAGAUCUAAAUAUGUAUCUAAAUUAAUACAUGAAUAUUUGAUUUUUGGUCGUUAUUUACAAAUAUGCUCUGAAACUGAUUUAUUCUUCUUCUUCUUUAAAAAAAAAUCUACCAGCAACGGAGAGAGAGACAUUAUCAACGAGUAACACAUGUACUAUGCGGGCGAAACUUCGGGGCGUUUUAGAAUAAUUAGUAAAAUUGAUUGAACAAUAACAAUAAUUAAAAUAAUUGCUUAGUAAAGUAAGAAAAUUUAACUAUUAAAAAAUUAGGCAUGGCAAAAUUAAUAAUGUUAAAAUAAAAUUUGUAAUUAAUUCUUAAUCUUAAUAGUACAAUUCGUCUGUGUCACAGAAAAGCCUUUAGAAAAAUAAGAUCUAUGCUGUGUCCAAUGUUGGUAUUAUUGUUAGAUAUAAGUAACUGAAUAUUAUAAUGUUGGUAUUUUCUUUAAA